AGAGAGAGAGAGCGGGAGAGAGGGAGGGAGGGACAGGGUGGAGAAAAAGGAGACUGGAGAGAGAGAAACAGUAAGUGGGGGGACGUGAGACACCAAAGGAAGUCUGAUGGAAACUAAUCCCGAGCUCACUUUGUCUUUUAUGGAUUUCUUCUGGUAAGUGAACAUUUCAAUAUGAUUUGAGUGAGUGUUCAGAGUUAUGCGGUUGGAUGUGUAAACGAUGGGGACGUUUUUGGCGUCCGCCCCGGAGUCUGAGACUCUGUGGGUUGUUGACACUCAGUUUGUGGAUGGAGCUUAAUAGCUAGGUGAGUUUUGAUGCAGUUGCCAGUUUUACCGUGAUGCAAACCUCACAUUUUGUUUGAGAUAUACACAGAUAGUAAAGCAAAUGUGAACAUGUCGUAGCAUAAACAUUAAAUGUCUUUUUUUAUUUCAUGGGACGUCUUAUAACAUGAUCUUUGUAUACGAAAUCGGACUUCCUAUAAUAUCAAAUGUCAUAUCAAACGCCCUUGUCGUUUAUUAGGUAUUCCUGGAGAUGCAGAAUGAUAUGAUGUAGAUACAGGAGGUACUGCUUCGUUUUCUGUUCUCUCAGUUCUUACUCCUGACUGUUCCUUGAAAAAUGGCUACCUCUGAUAACAUGACCGGAGAGAGUAUGAUCGUCCAACGCAUCCCACUGGUUCAUGGUAAGUCUGUGGGUUGUCACGUUUAUACCCCGGGAUCGAAACCGAGACGGCCGUGCUCUUUGAAUCUGACUCACAGUAUCUCGCUGCCUGAAAGGGAAAACCUCCCAAGCGAAGCGCUGAACGGCGACUUCCAGGGUCGCACUAGCAAGUCGGGCGCCAACGAAAGGGCAGGAAUCUCAGAUCCGGGUUCUGGAGACGCAAGAGGAUACAACUCUACAAUUCUGCGCUGUCGUAAGUUGUUUGUUCUUGAAUCAGAGGUUAAUGGGGCUGAGGAGAAUUGUGAUACAUAUGCAAACAACAUGCAUAAGUACUGUAAAGAGUACUCAUUUUGCCAAGAUGGAAAUUCAAACGGGACCAAGGAUAAGACCGUGAGAUACGCCACAAAUCCUUGGUCGCUUUGUGGCACCCAGUGCACUGAGAGUACCACUGCAUGCAACCAUAAUAUUAAAAUCGUGGAGCGUUUCUGGACAGUCAGAGAUGACAAACAAGUCCUAUCAGACUCAGGGCUGCAAGUUCGCAGGGACAAUGAAGACACCCCGAUAUUAAUGGACUGUGAGGAGCAAGACUGGGCUGAUAAAAAGGACUGUGAUGGAUAUGUUCAAAAGAAGGGAACUUUUGAGGAACAUGACUGUUAUCACUAUGUUCCUAACAUAGCCAAUGCCUUGUCAGAUUGUGAGGCUUGGAAUCAAAACCAGACCGAUUAUAUCAGUGAUUCUUCUUGCAACAGCUCUGAUGGGGUGCUAGUAAAUUUCAGUGCCAUCUAUAACAAAACCAAUAAUGCGGUACCUGCAACACCAUAUGACCUGGAUAGUCCUGCCAAGCAGUCCCAGGGAUCAGGAUCCAUGCACCAGGAUGAUGACUUCAAGCUGAUUCCGUGCUGGUCUCCUUGUGGGGUUGAUCCAAACUGUAACAUCUACCAGUCCGACUGUAAUGGUUUGUCAUCUCAGGAAAUUUCUGAUCUCACUCCCUGUCAAGGUCAGUUGACUACAUACACCAACAAUUAUUACAAGCUGGUGAACUGUGACCUCUCGACUCAGUCUGCCGCUAGUCCGGCGUGGUCGUCUUUGACAAGUUGGUCCGAAGCUCAUAGCCACGGAAGCAUGACGCCACCUACGGAAUACUUUCUCUUCGGAAAACCAGAGACGGAAGACGUCGAGGUGGCCGAAGUCGACCAAAGGGACCUCCAGGUAUUGUAGUCCUAAUACUGUGGUGGAUCUUGGUUUUCAAUCAUUUUACUUUGCUUCAAUUUGCCCCAGUUUGUGUAUAUAUUCUUCUUUCCCAGGUUGAUGAGGACGCAGAACUGAAGAGAAGCAAAAUAACCAGAAAGAUUUCAAAGGGAAUAAAUGAAAGAAAGACUCACAGCAAGACACAUCAUGACGAGUGCAAAGAUCCAGAACCCAAAAGCUAUGAACACACCAGUGCUACACGAGUAUCUCAGAGCUGGAAUAACAAACCAUGGUGUUCCUUACCAAAGCAGGAAGGCCUGCGCCAUGUGCUGAGCUGUCCAGGACAGAUAAGUAUAUCCUCACAUGUGCUGAGGCAGCAUAAAACCUCAUUUGCAGAGCUUGCCCGCUACAAGAAGAGUGAGAGAAGUCCAUCAAUGGUGAAGAACAGCAAGGAAGAUCCUACUUGCUCCUGGUUCUCCCAGAACAUUUCACCUGUUCAAAGGAAAGCUCCAUCAGGACAAAAUGUAACCUUAAUCACAAGCAAGACUGAGAAGGAAUCUGGAAGAUCUGGGAGCUCUGAAACUGCUGGCAUACCACCAAUGGGAGUUCCUGAAUCAUGCCAAGAAGUGGCGCACGACACUAAACCACAGAGACCUACCUCUCUACCCAUCCAGCCCUUUGUCCUUCAACCACCAUCAGGAAAGCAAUCCAGCAAAGCCC
Messenger RNA from Ictalurus punctatus (channel catfish), 2563 nucleotides. RefSeq lists its product as uncharacterized. Lineage: Eukaryota; Metazoa; Chordata; Actinopteri; Siluriformes; Ictaluridae. Bases 614 to 1873 code for a protein of 419 amino acids. The transcript is spliced from 2 exons. Gene Ontology annotation, cellular component: cytoplasmic vesicle. The record is from RefSeq and is a predicted model, not a curated record.